Messenger RNA from Coffea eugenioides, 751 nucleotides. RefSeq lists its product as uncharacterized. Lineage: Eukaryota; Viridiplantae; Streptophyta; Magnoliopsida; Gentianales; Rubiaceae. The transcript has 3 exons. The coding region runs from base 49 to 342 and encodes 97 amino acids. The record is from RefSeq and is a predicted model, not a curated record.
AAUUUUGAUUUGUCGAAACUCAGUAGACAAAUCCUCACUUCAUCAAUAAUGGAGUCCUCUUCAUCUUCUCUAUCUUCCUCAGCUUCUCUAUUCCCACCAUUCUCUCCCUCCCUUUGGGGCUACAUCAUCUUAUACAUCCUCCGCCCCUUUCUCGCCAUACUCUUUGCCCUCUCUGUAUUACUUUUUGGGUGGUUUUUGGCGUGGAAGCUGGUGCUUGUUCAUGUCCCGUUGGUGCAAGAGAUCUUUGGUUUGCGUAAAAAACCGGUCAAGGCCAAACCCGAGAAUCGCCGGCGACUCACGAAGUUCUACAACAGCAUUGAUGCCCGAAAUUCAGCUUCUUGAUGGUUCUUAUCCAAGAUUAUAGCAGUGAAAUGUAUUCAUGAACAGAACUGUUGAUUGUGGACUUCCAUUGUUCCUCUCAUUGAAUUGAUCAUUGACUCAGACAACUAAUGUUAGUUUGAUGAGUGCCAUCAGGAAGGUGAUUUCUUUGUGCUGUAAAAAUUUCAACAGUGGCUUUGGAUCAUCCUUACUUCAGCGUUGUUUUAAUGCAGAUUUAUCCAUAGAACUAUUAUGGUGAUACUCUGUCCGAGUGGUACCCAUGUUAAUUGUAAAAUUGUAGGCCCAAUGCUCAAUGUUGUGUUCCAUUUAAACUCACAUAUUCUUCGAAUUUUUAAUUAGCCCCUUCUGUCCGCAGCUACAAUGUAAUUGCUUAUGUUUCUGCAAUGAAUUUCUUUCUAGUAUUUGGAUUUUA